Messenger RNA from Amoebophrya sp. A25, 4950 nucleotides. Lineage: Eukaryota; Dinophyceae; Syndiniales; Amoebophryaceae. The record is from the annotation of a GenBank genome assembly.
UGUCUCAGGAGAACAUGAUGACGAAGAUCAACUUGGCAGAGAACAGGAUAGAAAACUUUGUUAACAGGGUCAAAACUCGAUCGAGUUCUUGAAAGUUUUAGAGGUGUGGGUGACCACACCUCGUCACCUGGCUCUCACCAAGCUAAGACCAUAGUACUACAAAAGUUGGAGUUCCGUUUUCUCGAGCGCAACUACAACCGCAGUUUUCAAAGGUAUUUGACAAGGAUACGACGAGCAAGUUGUUGUACAUUGACAUGAACAUGUUGACUAAGAAGUACUUACAUAAUUGAUAGUAUCGCAAACAGAUAGUCCUCAUGCAGCCCCAUCUUCCAUGACAAGAUCACCAAAAGGACAUGGAAUAAAGAUCAACCUCGAAGAUCACAGUGAAGUAGAGGAGCGUAGGCAAGAACAUCGUUUGUUCACGAAUCGAUUGCUUCAUUUCAUUUCAAGGAGUACAAGGCCGAAACGAUCUUGUCAUCAUCUUGUUCCUUUGAAAUGAAAAAUUUACAGGACAACCAAAACAACGGGAAUCAAAAAGCAACAUCAGAAGAAGUGCAAUUUGUACCCGACAAAACCAAGAAUAACUAGGAUAACCGUAGCGAGCGAUAACAAACGAAAAACGUAAAAUAAUCUUCCUAUCAAUCUGAAUACAACAUUGCAUAAAAUAUUAACGUGAAUAUAGCAGAAUUCUGCGACUCCCGAUAUACUACAUACCCGACCACAAUCAGCUAUCGCAGCUCCUCGUCCACCAUAAUUUCGUGUUUUGAAGUCAGAAACAGAACAAGAGGGUCGUCGGGAACGAUCAUUACAUUUUUGUUUUAAAUUGAGAGCGGACUACUACUACUUCUAGAUAAAAAAAGUCAAAUACAAGAACAAGACAAAAUGCCGGAAGGAGUGAAAACGAGCCUGAAGAAGAAUGUGAAGCCGACGGACUUCAAGGGUCCGCAGAAAGCCCGUUCUGCCUUCAUGAUGUUCUGCGACAAACACCGAAGCAAGGUCAUGGCAGACCUGAAAGUCGAUAACCCAGCCCCCAAGAUCAGCGACAGCGCCAAGAAGUUGGGGGAAAUGUGGAAAACUGCGAAGACGUCCGACGAAGGCAAGCAGCUCGAAGAAGAAGCUAAGAAGGAAAAAGCGCAGUAUGAUGCUAACCUCGAAGCAUGGAAAAGCUCCGCGGAUUACAAAGAAUUCAUCAAGGUACAACAACUCGUGGCUCUGCUUCUUCACUUUGACUUGGCAGUAGACAUAAAGAAAAUAUGAGCGAAGAUACGAACUAUGGCUGAUGCCGAUCAUUUUGCUUUUGAAGAUUAUAAACUAGAAACUUCUUGACAACAGCACGUAGUCGAUGUUCUCGAUUCGACCCCGUGUAGUUCUAGUUCUUGGGUAACUUCUCAUUAUCAUCAUUGUCAACAUGCAACAAUAAAACGGGAUAAUUAUGUUGUCCUACAACCGUCACAAACAAGGCUGACAGCGCGCACAAGAAGAAGCAGGCAGUCACCGCCGCCACUAAGAAAGCGAAGGAUAGCGGUAUGCCCAAAAGACCACUGGGGGCCUACAUGUCAUUCGCUGCGUCGAAAGUGGGUGAGGUGAUCGCUGACUUCAAAAAGAAAAACAACACUGAAAAAGCUCCGUCCAUGGCUGAGCGCACGAACCUGAUAAAGCCGAUGUGGGAGGCUCUCGGCGAAGCAGGUCGCAAGGCCUGGGAGGACAAGGUACAAGAAGAGAAGGUGAAAUACGAGGAAGACCUGAAGAAGUGGAACGAGUCGGAGGAUGGAAAAGCGUACUAUUUAUUUUGUGAACGUCUUAUUUACAUUGAGACCACAGACGUGACGGACUUUCUUUUUUACAACAAUAUUCGCCCCGCAGUUUUCAAGUUCUUCGUUUGUGAUUUUCAUUCUUGUGAACAAGACGUACUAUCAUCUUCAUCUAUCAGACUCUUGCUCUUCCUCUUAUCGCUAUGAUCGGACAACUACUACUACAUCAUCAGAUACGCACAAGCGAUAUUGGACACUGAUCCGAAGAAGGCUUUGAAAGCUGCUGGCGAGCCGACCCGACCGCAAAGCGCGUACUUUCUCUUUCAGGCCUCCAUUGCAGAGGAAAUCGCAACCGAAUUCGCUACCAAGAACAACGGAAAGAAGCCUUCACUGAAGGACUCUGCCCCGCUCGUCAAAGGUGCUGAUACUUACACUUAAAAAGAACUUCUGGGUGCUUAAUUUUUUGCCUCCUCAUCACCUGUUAAAGUUGUAGCUUGCAUAGCAGAAGGAAACGUGAGCAGCGGUGACUUUCUUCCAACAACGAGGAGCGCCACGGUAGAAGCAACGGCUUCAACAUCAGAGAAAUCCGUAGAACUCAGAAGAGACUCAGGGAAGUCGUGGACCCAAUCCGAACCAACUAACGUCAUCGCGUGGGUGUUUCCUUAUAUAUAGAAUAGUUUAUAGACGGUGGGAAGGUGGGCAACACUGGGCGGCCGCGCUUGGCACGGUGGGCGGACAUGAGGGGCACGGUGGGGGCACGCUGGGCGCAUAUGCCGUUGCCUCGGUGCUUGCGGCAAUCUGCAGGGCCUCCUUGCACUCCUGUGCGAAGUGGCCUCGUUCUCGCUGCUUGCGUUGCUGAGUGCUCCGCUGCUGUAUGCAGUGCCGCCUGGGUGUGUAGAGUGCGGCGCUGCGCUGUUGUGUGCAGCGCUUUGCUGCUGCAGUGUGCGGCGCUGCUGAAGGGUAUUGCCGGGUGGGUCAGUAAGUGGGAGCCCUGAUUCGUGUGCAGCUCGCUGCAAAUCCAAAACUCUUGCCGUGGGGUAUCAGAAACUGGCGCCCGGAGGGCGCCUCUAUUUUUGGCCCCCUGCCUCAAGGUGGGCGUACGGUGGGCGAAAUGUCUGGCAGAAGACGCACUUUUGGGCGGCCCAGCGUGCCAAGCGUGCCCACCGAUACGAUUCCGGGGAAAAAGUUGAAAUAUGGUUUUCUAUUGGCGCUAAGUCAACUAAGAACUGCACAAAAACGGUCUUUAUUGUCGCCUCCUCGUCAUGCAAGUGCUCCGCUUAGCGACUUUUGUAACUUGUUUCCUCUUGGUUUUUCUGUCGUUUGGUUUCGUUUCAUGUGAGUCCCCGCGCCCCUCCAGAGUCCACCGCACCAGCCUGCAAAUGUAUGCUGGGGGAUUCUGGAGGGGCGCGGGGAUUUGGAGGGCGCCCGAGGUUCUUGGCUCGCAAUUGGGUGAGGGUUUUCCAGAAGGGAGCGCAGUAGGCGGCGAGUGUUCUGCGGAUUCGUAUCAUGCCCGAGAAGAUUGAACUUUGUCCGGAUUUUUGCAGUCCUUAGUUGAAUUUUCUCCAUUCUAACUCCACUUGUCUGUGGUCGAAUUUUUCGCCAUAAUCGGAGAGGUUUGAGACACUCCGCCCGAGGUUCUUCGUUCUUGGGUCUUUUCAUGUUGUUAAGUGUUAGACUUUUGACCACCCGGCGCCCCGAGGCUCUCGCGCCGGGUGGGAUUAGUUACAAAGAAGAAAGACGCACCGCCGCCCUUAAAUGGUCAGACCACUCACGCGCGCCGCCGUGUGUGCGCAGAUUGUCGGGGGCGUUUGCUGGCGUUGUCCGCACUCUUUUGAAGUAUUUCAGCGGACAACUUUGCGGAGGUUUCGCCGGAAUUGAGUAAGCCUCUCUAUUGUUUACCGGGUUCCCGCUCGCUAGGCCAUUUUUGAAGAAAAAACUGAAAAGAUGUCUUCAGAUUUUUUUCCAAAAAUGGCCUUGCGAGCGGGAACCCGGCAAACAAUAGAGAGGCUUACUCAAUUUCGUGGCGUUUUUCAAGAAGGGCGGGACCGGUUGCCGCCUGAAUUCCCAAGGGCUUGCGCCUCCUCUUUUUGUUAAGUUUCGAUGGUGUGGCGUGCUCGCUGUGCCUCUGGUGCUUCCGCAGGUGGCUGAUUAGAAUGGCGCUAAGUCAACUAAGAACUGCACAAAAACGGUCUUUAUUGUCGCCUCCUCGUCAUGCAAGUGCUCCGCUUAGCGACUUUUGUAACUUGUUUCCUCUUGGUUUUUCUGUCGUUUGGUUUCGUUUCAUGUGAGUCCCCGCGCCCCUCCAGAGUCCACCGCACCAGCCUGCAAAUGUAUGCUGGGGGAUUCUGGAGGGGCGCGGGGAUUUGGAGGGCGCCCGAGGUUCUUGGCUCGCAAUUGGGUGAGGGUUUUCCAGAAGGGAGCGCAGUAGGCGGCGAGUGUUCUGCGGAUUCGUAUCAUGCCCGAGAAGAUUGAAUUUUGUCCGGAUUUUUGCAGUCCUUAGUUGAAUUUUCUCCAUUAUAAUCUUAAUGAUUUGAUGUUGGAUUCUUAUCGACUCUUCCUCUACUUUGAUCUUCCAUAUCAACAACAGCUAAGUGGGAUGCUCUCAGUGCGGAUGAGAAAAAGCCGUUUGAGGAGAAAAAUAAGGCAGCCGCGAAGAAAUAUGAAGAAGAUAUGAAGGAGUUCAAGAAAACUGACGCCUAUAAGAAGUAUUCCAAGAUGCUGAACAAGCGAAAGAGCUCCACCAAAGCGAUGAAAUCCAGCAAAAAGAGAAAAACUGACAGUAAUGAAGAUUUACAUUAAAUUUGGACCUACUAUAACUUAAACUUGUCUUUGGUCUUCCUCGGUUCAUCAACAGUACUAACUUAAACUUGUUGCUGCCCACCCGCACUCCACUGAUGCAACUGUUGGCAUCAUGAUGAUGUUGAUGUCUUCUCAUCUAGUAUUGAUGUUUAUUCUGCUGGAUGUUUUCUUGGCUCAUGUUUCAACACCAAGAACAACGUGUACCCUACUGCUCACUCUAUUGAGUCUUACCCUUUCCAAAUCGAAAAUUUCUGCAGAUGGCGACGAGCCGCAACCGGAGGAGAGCCCGGAUGGCAGCAACGAACACGAGGACGAGGAGAGUCCCGAGGAUAGCCCCGAAGAGGAGUCUCCGGAAGCAGAUGGUGAAGAGGGAGAGCAAGAAAAAGAGCAGGAUGCUUAA